AUGCACUCCUCAACGAGCACCCGCGCACUCCGCGCAUUCGCGCGCGCCCAGCGCAUUCUUCCUCGAGCCGCCCCUCGAGCCUCUCAGCUGCCGUUCCAAUCGUCGACAGCUCCUACGCAGCUCGGCUGCCUCCGCAAUCAAUUCCACACCUCCUCCUUGAGGUCAAGAGAAAAACCCAAGGACUACCAAGGCGCGACCGACUUUGGCGAGAUGGACGUCCUGGGCAACACGCCGAUCCCCUCGACCUCAAUCGACGCCUGCGUCCCGGACGGUUUCCACCUGAACAGCGGCGUCAAGAUCAUGGACGGCGACGCGGCGCUGCUCAUCGGAGGCGAGGCGUUCGCGUGGCGGCCGUGGGAGGCGAAGGGGUCCAAGAAGCUGAUCAAUGCCAAGGGCCAGUUCGAGCUGCCGGCGGAAGCAUUCGGGCUGCUGGGGCUGGUCUGGCCAAGACCUGAUCUCCUCAUCAUCGGUGUCGGCCCCAAGAUUGUACCACUCAGCCCGGCGACGAGGAAGCAUCUAAGCUCGCUCGGCAUCCGCGUCGAGAUUCUGGAUACGAGGAACGCUGCCUCGCAGUUCAACCUGCUUGCUACGGAGCGAGGUGUGGACGAUGUCGCGGGUGCCCUGAUUCCUAUCGGGUGGGUUGAUGGCAAGGGAGCUAUGUGA
This is a messenger RNA of Colletotrichum spaethianum, 663 nucleotides long. Its product is annotated as NADH dehydrogenase [ubiquinone] 1 alpha subcomplex assembly factor 3. The record is from RefSeq and is a predicted model, not a curated record. Gene Ontology annotation, biological process: mitochondrial respiratory chain complex I assembly. The coding region runs from base 1 to 663 and encodes 220 amino acids. Gene Ontology annotation, cellular component: mitochondrial inner membrane. The transcript is spliced from 2 exons. Lineage: Eukaryota; Fungi; Ascomycota; Sordariomycetes; Glomerellales; Glomerellaceae.